UUCAGGAAUCCCACGUGACGUCACCCCGGGGUGACGUUAUGCUUCUCUAAAUAGAUCGCAUUGUAAUCCUUUCUCAGUCCAACGUGGUUUCUUCUCGGAGGCUGCUUCACAUUUUCUACACUUGUUUGGUAAGUUGAACGCCCUGCCACCAUGCAGACCCUCGUGCACGAGCCUCUGCAGUUUUAUGAGACGCUGGCCAGAGGGAUGAACUCAGACCAGGAAAGGCCAUUCAUGUGCAACGCUCCUGGCUGCUCUCAGCGUUUCCCCACGGAGGACCAUCUGAUGAUUCAUCGUCACAAACAUGAGAUGACCCUUAAGUUCCCCUCCAUAAAGAACGACAGCAUGUUAUCAGACCAGACGCCGACUCCAACCCGUUUCUUGAAGAACUGUGAAGAGGUCGGACUGUUCAGUGACCUGGACUGCUCCAUGGAGCAGGACUUUUGCAAAGCGCAAGAAGAGGAGGACAGCAAACAGAACAUCUCACUGCAUGGCCAAGCGGGUCAAGGUCAGCACCAGCAGUCCCACACACGGAUGGCCAACCACGAUACCAGCAUAGUGAUCCAGCAGGCCCUUCCCUCCCCUCAGUCCAGCUCCGUCAUCACUCAGGCGCCCUCCACCAACAGACAGAUAGGGCCUGUCCCUGGCUCUCUGUCCUCGCUGCUGCACCUACGAAACAGACAGAGACAGCCUCUGCCAGCCUCCAUGCCUGGAACCCUGCCAGACCCGACCAUGCCUGGCUCCUCGGCCGUGUUGAUGCCCAUGGAGAGGCAAAUGUCCAUGGGUUCGAACAUGAUGGGCAUGCAGAGCCCCGCCCACAGCAACUCGUGCUCCUCCACGCACAUUCCCUCAAUGCACUCCGAAGCCAAACUGAGGCUGAAAGCUGCCCUUUCCCACCACCCUGGUGCCAUCCCCAACGGCAACAUGAACUCCAUGGGCCACAUGAUGGAGAUGAUGUCAACGAGGCCGGAGCAGGGCAGCCAUCAUCACAUGCACUCGCACGCGCACCAGCACCUGCAAGCACCCCCCCACACGUACCAGCACCAUGGACACCACCACCACAGCCACGGCCAGGGCGCGCACCACCACCCGCAGGCACACAACCCUCAUCACAACUCCCACAAUCCUCACCUCCUGCCGGGGCACCCGCACCAGACCUCACCGCACCCUCCUAUGCACUCCGCCUCACAGAUGUCGCCUGCGACCCAGCAGGUGCAGCCCACGCAGACGCUGCAGUCCCCCCCGCCCAGCGGCGGGCGGCGCAGGCGGGUCGUGGACGAGGACCCGGACGAGCGGCGGCGAAAGUUUCUGGAGCGAAACAGGGCGGCUGCGACGAGAUGCCGGCAGAAGAGAAAAGUGUGGGUGAUGUCCUUGGAGAAGAAAGCCGAGGAGCUCACUCAGACUAACAUGCAGCUUCAGAAUGAAGUGACCAUGCUAAAGAAUGAGGUGACUCAACUCAAGCAGCUUCUGCUCACACACAAGGACUGCCCCAUCACCACUAUGCAGAAAGAGUCCCAAGGUUACCUCAGUCCAGAGAGCAGUCCGGCAGCCAGUCCAACCCCAGCGUGCUCCCAGCAGCAGCAGGUCAUCCAGCACAACACCAUCACCACCUCCACCACGACUGUAGGGGGCGGCGCUGUUCACGGACAGGCCAACCACCGCACAGACAUUAACCCUAUUCAUUAG
This is a messenger RNA of Fundulus heteroclitus (mummichog), 1683 nucleotides long. RefSeq names its product cAMP responsive element binding protein 5b (gene creb5b). Gene Ontology annotation, biological process: regulation of transcription by RNA polymerase II. The transcript is spliced from 11 exons. Gene Ontology annotation, molecular function: DNA-binding transcription factor activity, RNA polymerase II-specific; cAMP response element binding. Bases 151 to 1683 code for a protein of 510 amino acids. Lineage: Eukaryota; Metazoa; Chordata; Actinopteri; Cyprinodontiformes; Fundulidae. The record is from RefSeq and is a predicted model, not a curated record.